Messenger RNA from Saccostrea cuccullata (small rock oyster), 2826 nucleotides. RefSeq lists its product as uncharacterized. Gene Ontology annotation, molecular function: nucleic acid binding. Gene Ontology annotation, biological process: DNA integration. The transcript has a single exon. The record is from RefSeq and is a predicted model, not a curated record. NCBI's taxonomy places the organism in Eukaryota, Metazoa, Mollusca, Bivalvia, Ostreida, Ostreidae. Bases 1 to 2826 code for a protein of 941 amino acids.
AUGAGGAAACAGGAACAAGGUGAGACGAUAGAAACUUUUAUUACUGAUCUAAAAACAUUAGCUGCAAAGUGUAACUAUGGAGAAAUAGUUGAUUCACUAGUGAGAGACAGAAUAGUUUGCGGGAUACUUGACUCACACCUGAGAGAACGUUUAUUAAGAACACCAAAACUUACCUUGGAUAAGUAUGUCGACAUAACGCGUGCAGCAGAAAUCACAAAACAAGGAAUUAGUGUAUUGGACGGCAACAACAAUUCGUUAAGCAGCCAUGCAGAAAAUGUCAACAAAAUCGGCAAAGGUAAACCUAGUGCAAAGACAAGUGGAAGUAAACAUUCACACACAGAUAACAACAAACCUUGUAGAUAUUGUGCCAAAGUACAUGAGCCCAAGAAAGAAAAAUGUCCAGCAUAUGGAAAGACGUGUCGACUGUGCCAUAAAAUGAAUCACUUCGAAACAGUAUGCAGAAGUGCUAACAAGAAAUCACAACCAAAGUUCAAGAAGAAAACUGUACAUCACAUUGGGACAGGUUGUUCAGACACCGACAGUGAUGAUGACUAUUCAGUUUGGACCAUUCAAGAAGAAAACACACAUUCUGCACACUCAGUUUCCAACAGUGUACAUGCGUCUGUGAUAAUUCAUGGAAGGAAAGUGACAUUUCAACUGGACAGUGGGGCCACAUGUAACAUUUUACCACAAAGUGUGAUUCCAAACAUGCCGCCACUUCAGUCUACAAAUUACACCUUGAAGAUGUACAACAAAUCUACCAUAAGGCCGCUAGGAAAAGUACACUUGCAAGUUACCAAUCCAAGGAAUGGUACCUCAUAUGACACUGAAUUUGUUGUGAUCAAGGAGGACUGCAUGCCACUCUUAGGAAAUAAAACUCUACAGCACAUGGAGCUCUUGAACUGGAGAAAGGAGAACAUUCUAAGUGUGAGACAGCUGUUACCAUCACCUCUCAGCAAGAAGCAGCUCUUCGCAGAGUAUCCAGAUGUCUUUGAAGGAGUAGGUCGUCUCGCAGGAAAAUAUCACUUAGUUCUAGAUGAAAACAUACAGCCUGUAGUUCAUCCACCAAGGAAAGUGCCUAUCGCACUGAAGCCAUUGUUAAAAGCAGAACUUGAUAGACUUCAGGAAAUGAACAUUAUUACACCAGUAAGUGAACCAACACCAUGGGUCUCCAGCUGUUUGAAGGUCGUGAAACCAAACAAUGUCAGAAUCUGCAUAGAUCCGAAGGACUUGAACAAAGCACUUAAGAGGAGCCAUUAUCCACUUCCUAUGAUAGAGGAAAUACUUCCAAAACUUUCUCGUGCAAAAGUAUUUAGUGUUCUGGAUGCACGUAAUGGAUUUUGGCAUGUUGAAUUAGAUAAGGAAAGCUCAAUACUUACUACGUUCAACACCCCAUUUGGACGAUUCAGAUGGUUAAGGAUGCCCUUCGGUAUCUUGACUGCACCGGAAGAGUAUCAACGUCGUCAAGAUCAGGCGGUAGAAGGACUACCAGGUGUCUUGAGUAUUGCUGACGACAUAUUGGUUUAUGGUGAAGGCGACACAGAAGAGGAUGCCAUUGUAGACCAUGACCAGAAACUGAAAGCACUCAUGAAGAGAUGUCGUGAACGAGGACUUGUGCUCAACAAGGACAAGCUAAGACUUCGUGAAACGGAAGUGAGAUUUGUAGGACAUCUCAUAACAAAGGACGGUUUGAAGCCCGACCCUGAGAAAGUCAAAGCUGUGAACGAAAUGCCGAAUCCAACAGAUGUCGCAGGAGUGAGACGCUUCCUGGGAUUCGUUAACUACCUAAGCAAGUUUCUACCGAGUUUGAGUGACAUUUGUGAGCCGCUACGAAAGCUUACAGUGAAAGACACAUUGUGGAGCUGGCACGAGAUUCAUGACUUAGCAGUAGAGAAAGUCAAAAGAUUGGUGACUUCAGAACCAAUUCUUAGCAAACCCUUAGAAAUCAUAAUGAAGAAGCCACUUCAUACAGCACCGAAACGCUUACAGAGGAUGCUGCUUCGACUGCAGAAAUACUCAACAAAGCUAGAGUAUCAUCCCGGCAAGGAAAUGCACUUAACCGAUACGCUUAGUAGAGCAUACCUUCAAAACAGUGAUCGUACAGGUGCACUCCUAGAUGAAAUAGUUCAUUUCACACAUCUACAACCAACGGUAGGAGAUAGUCUUCAAGAAAUUAGAGACGAAACUCGACGAAACAACACAUUACAGGAACUCAUUCAUGUAAUACUUACCGGAUGGCCCGAGAUAGUAUCUGAUGUCAAGGACAUAGUGCGGCCAUAUUUCAAUUUUCGAGAUGAGCUAGUCGUACAGGAUGGAGUUAUCUUCCGCGGAGACAGAAUUGUGAUACCCAUCAGCAUGAGGCAGGACAUGUUAUGCAAGAUUCACAAGUCUCACAUAGGAGUGGAAGGAAGUCUACGUCGUGCGCGUGAGAACUUAUUCUGGCCAGGCAUGAAUGCCGAGACCAAAGACUUCAUCAGCCGAUGUGACAUAUGCAGAUCGUUAGAUGACAAACAGUACAAAGAGACACUUAAGUCACAUGAAGUUCCAGAUAAACCUUGGGGAAAGAUUGCUUGUGACAUUUUUACGUUUGAUGGCCAAGAUUAUCUGGUGACUGUUGAUUAUUUUUCGAAUUUCUGGGAAGUUGACCACCUCUCCUGUUCAACAUCGAAAACAGUAAUCAAGAAACUCAGAGCUCAUUUUGCGAGAUACGGGAUACCUUGCUCUCUUGUCAGUGACAAUGGACCGCAGUUUAGCUCAGAUGAGUUUGCUGAAUUUGCUCACCUUUGGGAAUUUAAACACAUUGCAAGUUCUCCAAAAUACCCUUAG